Molecule: messenger RNA, 7426 nt
Organism: Python bivittatus (Burmese python)
Lineage: Eukaryota; Metazoa; Chordata; Lepidosauria; Squamata; Pythonidae
Gene: STAT4
Product: signal transducer and activator of transcription 4
Biological process (GO): signal transduction; regulation of DNA-templated transcription
Molecular function (GO): DNA binding; DNA-binding transcription factor activity
Source: RefSeq, a predicted model, not a curated record
GACGACAGGCUCUCUGCCAUCCCUUUGGGAGCGCGCAGUCGGUGCAGCGGAGUUAAUUCCCAGCAUGUCUCAGUGGAAUCAAGUGCAGCAGUUGGAAACCAGUUUUUUAGAGCAGAUAGACCAGAUUUAUGAUGACAUCUUUCCCAUGGAAGUUCGACACCUUUUAGCACAGUGGAUUGAAAGCCAGGAUUGGGAGUCUGCAUAUAGCAAUGAGUCCACAGCAGCUAUGCUGUUACAUAACUUAUUGAUAAAACUGGAUGAACAUUUAGAGCGUGUUUCUCAAGAGAAGAAUCUCCUCUUGAUACACAACCUAAAGAAAAUCAGGAAAGUUCUUCAGGCAAAAUAUCAAAGCAAUCCUCUACAUAUAGCACUGGUUGUUUCAAACUGUUUAAGAGAAGAAAGAAGAGUAUUGGCUUCAGCCAGUAUGCCAGUACAGGGACCUCUAGAAAAGUCACUACAAAACUACUUGGGUUCAGAAAGACAAAGGAAAAUCGAGCUCAAGGUGUCUGAAAUUAAGAACAGUACACAGCUGACAGAACAAGAUGUCAAAUAUUCAGAAGAUUUGCAAGAGGAGUUUGAUUUCAGAUUUAAAACUAUGCACAGCAUAGAACAGAAUGACAAAAACAGUGUUGUCAUGAAGCAGGAGAUGCUGAUGUUGCAGGAAAUGCUCAAUACCAUCGACUACAAGCGAAAGGAAGUUCUCAGUAAAAUGGCACAAAUAGUAAGGGAGGUUGAUGCCUUGGUGAAUAACAUAUUAAUAGAAGAAUUAUUGGAUUGGAAGAGACGGCAACAAAUUGCUUGCAUUGGAGGCCCUCUACACAGUGGGCUUGAUCAACUGCAAAACUGCUUCACACUGUUGGCUGAGAGUCUUUUUCAAAUAAGAAGGCAGUUGGAGAAGCUGAAUGAACUUUUGAUUAAACUCACAUACGAAGGAGACCCCAUUCCAUUACAAAGACCUCACUUGUUGGAAAGAAUAAAUUUUUUACUUUACAGUCUUUUCCAAAGUUCAUUUAUAGUGGAGAGACAGCCCUCCAUGCCAACUCAUCCUCAGAGGCCUUUGGUUCUUAAAACGAUGAUACAGUUUACUGUCAAACUUCGGCUGCUUAUUAAAUUGCCUGAGCUGAACUACCAGGUUAAAGUGAAAGCUACUAUUGACAAGAACACUUCUAGUACAAGCAACCGCAGAUUUGUUCUGUGUGGGACUCAUAUAAAAGCAAUGAACAUGGAUGAGUCUGCAAACGGGACCCUUUCAGUGGAAUUUCGACAUUUGCAGCCAAAAGAAAUGAAAGCAAGCGGUACCAACAAGGGAAAUGAGAUUCCUCAAGUGGUAACUGAAGAACUACAUUCUGUCACUUUCGAAACACAGAUCUGCUUAUAUGGGCUGACCAUAGACCUGGAGACAAGCUCUUUACCAGUGGUGAUGAUUUCGAAUGUCAGCCAAUUGCCUAAUGCUUGGGCUUCGGUUAUUUGGUACAACUUGUCAACAAGUGAACCCCAGAACUUGGCUUUCUUUAAUAAUCCCAUGCCCAUCACUUUGAGUCAGCUCUUAGAAGUCCUCAGCUGGCAGUUUUCAUCGUAUGUUGGCCGUGGACUGAAUUCAGAUCAACUUGGUAUGCUGGCAGAAAAGCUAACAGGGCAACAGAUUACUUCCAGUGAUCCUCAGCUUUCAUGGUCAAAAUUCUGUAAGGAACACUUGCCUGGUAAAUCAUUUACAUUUUGGACGUGGCUUGAAGCAAUCUUGGAUCUGAUUAAAAAACACAUUCUUCCUCUUUGGAUUGAUGGGUGUAUUAUGGGUUUUGUGAAUAAAGAGAAAGAACGGGCUUUGCUGAAAGACAAGAAGCCUGGGACCUUUUUGCUGAGGUUUAGUGAAAGCAAUUUAGGAGGGAUUACGUUUACCUGGGUAUCCCAGUCUGAAAAUGGGGAAGUGAAGUUUCACUCUGUUGAACCGUAUAACAAAGGCCGCUUAACUGCCCUGCCAUUUGCAGACAUUUUACGAGAUUACAAAGUUAUUACGACAGAUAACAUUCCUGAAAACCCACUGCAGUAUCUUUAUCCCAAUAUCCCCAAAGACAAAGCUUUUGGGAAGCAUUACAGCUCUCAGCCUAAUGAAGUGCCAAGACCUACAGAAGGAGGAACCAAAGGUUAUGUCCCCUCUGUCUUUAUUCCAGUCUCCAAAAUACUGAAUAAUUCCACAGAUCCACCUUCUCCAUCGGAUCUUCUUCCCAUGUCACCAAGUGUUUAUGCUGUUUUGAGAGAACACUUAAGCCCAACUGUAAUGGAAACUGCUUUGAAUUCUCCGUAUGCAGCUGACUGACAUUCAGAUACUGAAGAUUUUUAAAUGCAGAUAAACAAGUUUGUGUGUAUGAAUGUGUGUUUCUAAGAGAAUGUUCUUAAUUCCCUUGUAUUGUAAAUAUAUUUUUCCAGGAGAUAUACAGAGUUCUGUAUGUUGGCUGCAACUCUUUAAAUCAGUUGCUUAAACAAAUAUUUGAUCUGAUUCAGAUAAUGGUUUGACAUGGCUAGAAUGAACUGUGACCUCUUAUACUUUUCAAACUUUGAUUGAUAUAAUUAGGCUGAGUUCGCACAUCACUCAAACCUUAAUGUUACUAAUUUAAUCUGGUUUAUCAUGUGUAUAUGUUGAUAUAAUUGUAUAAACCAUGAUUUGUGGUCAAUUUUGUUCAAUGGACCUAUCCACUUGUGGCUUAUUCAAUGAAUCAGUUAAGCUAUUUUUGGUUUCCAGAGUUUAGACAUUAUAGAAAUUGAUUUAUUCAAAAUUGAAGAUAAAAGCAUUAUUUCAUGUUUAAAGGAUAGGAAGUGAGAUGCACAAGUUUGAGGUUUAUUGUGAUUUGUUAACUGCAGGAUGAAAUAACCUUAACGCAAUAUUUACAUCAAUUAUUCUGUACAGAUACGAGAUAAUGGAAAACAAUGCUCAGAUUUCUGCUGUAGUUCUGCUGCUCCUUUCCCUUAAAACUGUUAAAAGUCCUAUAUUUCAAUGUUUGUUAUUUUUUUAAAUAUUUACCAAAUAUUCACCGUAAUAGUUUAGGUCAGACGCUUAGUCCAAUCCACAUACAUCAAUAAAGUUAUGCUUUUUUAAUAUAUCCUAAUUUUUGUGAUAGUUCAAUGUGCUUAUACACCAAAUUGUGCACAUGUGAGAAUGUUUAACAGUAUCCUGUAGAAAUACAGCAUCAGUGUGAUUGAAAGUGAAACGCGUAAAAAAAUAUAUUGUGGACUUUUAUUUAAAGCCAGUUUACUGUAAAAACAAAAUGUAAUUGACAGACAGCUGAAAUCCAGAGCAGCCCCUGGAUUGUCUAGUUCCCUCAAAAUGUGAUGCUCCAAAUCAGGGAAUAAAAUGCUUUCCAGUAUUUUAAAUACAUAUAGCAUGCUACAUAAUUAUUUUAUAUUUUUCCAAUGUUGUUGCACAAGACUCUGAUUUUAUAUAAACAUUUUCUAACUUUAGAAAAUUUAUUUGCUUGCUUGUUUCCUUAUUUAUAGUGUUUAUAGGUCUCUCCAGUCCACCAAUUCUUACAAUUCCCCAAUACGUAAUUGGGAUUAAAACCAUACAGUCAAUGUGAAAAAUUGCAAUCACAUAAUGCUUCUAUAGAACCAGGAAUCAUGAUUAAAAGCAUUAACAAUAAUAAAAAGAGACCCACUCUCCUGACCAAGAGGCAAUUAUAACAAACCAAUCUCCCUGAUUUGAUGGAACAAUCCAGUUUUCACCAGUUAUUUUAAAACCAGGAGGAAGAGGCCAAUUGCACAAUGGGGGGAAUGCUGUUCCAGAGGAUGGCGGGGAGGGGGUGGCAACUGUGUAGGCACAUUCACAUGGCCCUAAAGGUACCAAUCUCUAAUUGAGGAGACAUGUGGUGACCCCACCCAUUGGAUCUAAUUGGGCAGGCAGGUGUUACAGAGAAUAGGCAAUCCUACAAAUACCCAGGUUCCAAGCCAUGAAGGUCUUUAAAGAUGACAACCAGCAACUUGAAUUGCACCCAGAAGCUAAGUAGCAACUAGUAUAGCUCUUGGAGCAGAGGCAUUACAUAGGUGCUUUAAGGUGCACUCAUCAUUAUACAAGCUGCUGCAUUCUCAUCCAGCUGUAGCUUCCAAAUGUUCUCUGAGAGCAGCCCCAUGUAGAACAUGCUGAAAUAGUCCAAUGGAGAGGUCACUAGGCAUGAGUGACACUGAGUAAUGCCUGCCAUUCCUGGAAAGUUUGCAAUUGGUGCACAAGAUGGAGCAGUACAAAGGCCCUGUUGGCUACAGCUGCCAUCUGUUUCUCAAGCAGGAGCUGUGAGUCUAAGAGAGUCUCCAAAUUGCAAAUUGAUUCUGUCUGUGGGAGUGUAACCCACUUGGGGGUCAAUAAUGGAACCUCACUGGAAACAGUAGGCCCUCAAAUCCAAAGCUACUCUGCCUUGGAGGGAUUGAAUCUCAACUUGCUCUUCCUCAUCCAGACUCAGAUAGCCUUCAGGCACCUGGGUAAUACUUUGAAAAUAUCACUUACUCAGCCAAGGGUCAAGAUGUACAGUUGGGUAUCAGCACUCUACUGAUGAAACCUGUCCCCAUGCUGUUGGAUGAUUUUGUCUAGCAUUUUCAUGUAGAUGUUGAAGAGAAGUGGGGAGGGAGCCAUGCCCUGUGGCACUCCCAUUAUGGGGCCUAGAAGACAAUCUGUCUCCCCCAUGACUGUCCUUUCAGGAAGAAAGACAACCACUAUGAUACAGUACUACCUCCAUCCCCAAGCCCUCAGAGAUGGUUCAGAUAAAUAUCAUGGUCCAUGGUACUGAAAGCCAUUGAGAAGUCAAACAGGAAGAAGACAAUAAUUAUCUAGUAUAUCUGAGUAAAGCUACUUCUACUGCAUCUCCUUCUCAGUUUUUGUCAUAUGAAACACUGAUGACAAUCAGACUUUGUAUUUAAGGCCCACAUAUUGUAUUCUAAAAAGGCCAGAAUCAUAUGUUCCAAGCAGUACAAGAGGCCACUGACAUCUGAAUUCCACACAGGGGAUUUCCUGAUCAGGAUGUUCAGUUUAGUGCAGUUCUGUAUUAACAUUUAUGACUUCCCUACAAAAGCAGCAGCAACAAUAAAGCUGUUUGUCUUUUUCACAUGAUUGUGACUUUAUGAAAAUGCCUAAAGGUUACGGCUGUGAAGAUUCAAGUUCACAGUUCCCAUCUAUCACAGUUUCCGCUGUCACUUUUGCUAUACCUUACCUUACAGGACUAUACCUAACCUUACAAGCGAGUGGAAGUCAGUGGAUUUUAUCACAGCAGUGGCAAAAUUUAGAUGAUGAUUCUCAUGGCAGAGGGCUUGCAGAGUGGUAUAGACGAUACGGUUGCUGAAGCUGAUUUAUUAUGAUUUUAAAAUAGGGCUGAAGCUAGUUUAAAGCAUGCUGCAGUAAGCCAGCAUCUGACAUUUCAGGCAGGGAGAAAAAGGAUCGGCAAUAGCUUUUCUUUAGCAUCAAUUCACAAAAAUCCAUUUUAUUUGCACUUUGCCUCCUGGAAAAUUUUGAGAUGAACUAUACCAAAUGUUACAAUACAAAUACAGCAAUGUAUUGUUUUGGUUCUAAACUUUAUUAUAAAAACAGUAAGGUAAGGUAUAGCAAAACUGACAGCGCUCUCAGACCUCAUUGUACAAGACAACUAUUGAUGGUAGAAAUAAAAAUGUCCUCCUCUGACCUGAUACCUGCAAAAUUUUAAAUGUUGAGAAAGGCAAAGUUGGCUGAGUUUAGCAUGACCAUUUUGUUUCAGGUGCGUCAGAUUCUUCUGCUUUCCCAUUUUUUAAUUCUUACUGUAAACGCUUUUGUGCUUCCUGAAAAUCCCUUCUCCCUUUUGCUAUGAUCAGCCAGAUGGGAGGAGCCCUUCAUAGAAGUCAUCUGGACCAACUGCCUAUAAGAAGCAGCAGUUUGCAAGAAAGUGGUCUCCCUUGCUUUUGUGGUCAAGGUCAUCACCACCAAAGCAAUCCCCACUUUCAGAUGUUCCCAUAAAGGCUGUCUUCACAAGCUGUGAUGACAAAGAAAAGUAUUUGAAAUAUUUUGAAACAUGCCACUGACUUGUUUCUAGAAAUAUUUGUCAGGUACGUUCAGAGAACUGAGGCAGCACAAUGGGUAAUAAUGAAAGCGGUAAACUAGGAAAGUCCCAAAUGCAAAUUGCUUCUGAGCCAUACAUUUAACCUUUUAUGUCAGGUAAGCCAUUUUCUCUAAGGUCAGGUGGGGGGGGCAGAGCUGCUUGCAUUAGCGGGCCUUCUCCCCAUUAGACCGUCAAGGGUGAGCCCCAGCUUUCUCCUACUGCACCUUCCAACAGAGAACUUCUGCUCCAAGCAGCAACUACCGCAGCAGAAAUGGGAGUGCUUCACUCUGUUGUUUUGUAUGGCUAUGCUUUAUGCUCUUUGGAGAAUUCCUGGUUCACCUCACCCCUCAGCUCCCACUAUUCCAAUGCAAUGGUUGAAUAGCAGAAUUGGUCAGGGGGGGCCCAUAUGUAAACCUGCAAGGAGUUUGGUGGUCUCCACCAGACAGGCCAGAAAUAGCAGCAGUGCUUUGUUUUCUAUAGAGGAGGAAGGAGUCCCCCCUCCCCCAGUGUGAAAUUGAGGGGGUAGGUUGAGCUAACAGAUAAGCACUGACUAAGUGGGACAUAUCUCUGCUCCUCUUUUAGCCAGGAAGGCAUGUGCGGACCUCUGAGCACUGUGGCAUCCUGGCAUCUCUCCUUGACCUAGAAAGAGCUAACACAGCCCAGUCAAUCCCUGUUUUAAUUGUGAAAAUGUAAUUGAAGUGUUGGGUACAGAAAAGUUGGCCAUCUGAUGUGCCCUUAGCUUCAACCCUCCAUCAUAUAGUAUGACAGCCUUGGACUGACAUAGCUAUCUCCUCCCAGCCAGUAGGGCCAGUGGUCAUGCUGACUGGGAAUUAUGAGAACUGUAAUCCAACACAUCUGGAAGGGCUGGUUGGAGAAAACUACACUGCAAAGACAUACCAUAGGGAGGACAUGACACUCCAUUUCCCUUUACUGUGAGUUAAGAUCGGCAAAUGGAACCUGCUUGAGUUCCUCAGGAGACAGUAAGGAAAGAAUGCAAAUAGCUAGAAAUGAAAUGUUUGGAGUUUAGGCAUUCUGCAGAACUCUUCCCAUUCCCAGAGGCACUCUCUUAUGGCAUUUGGGAUAACAAAGAGACAUACAUUUCUUACCAGGAGUUUUGAGUUUCACAUCUGUAACCUGGGAACUCUCUUGAAGACUUAGUGCACCACAUGCUUGGCAUUAUUAUAUGGGUAUUUUCUAAUGCCUCCAUGUUUGUUAUAGUGAGUCCUUUAUUGUAUUCACUUGAACAAGGAGAUGGCAAUAAAGCAGGGUAAAAGUGUAUGCAUACAUAAAUGCUGACCUACCUGUAGGGAUGACUAACACUAUAUAUAUAUUUAUGUAUGUAUGUAUGUAUACACACACACACACACACACACACACAUAUAUAU